AUGUCGAGUCCUCCAUGGCAGGAUUCGAAAGAACCUCCUGAAGCUCAAAACGAUCCAAAUCAACCUUCGACUUCUUAUCCACUUGCUGGACAAAGCUCUUAUCUCGAUGCUCCUGCAGAUGAUCCAUCUUUUCUCGUUCCUUCCACUUUUAGUGGAAUUUCUUACGAAGUUGAUGAUUCACCGCGUAUGUUGGACUAUUCUUACGAUCCUCAUCUAUCAUUAUCCAAGUAUCUCGAAGAUAUGGACAGUAAUACCGAGCUCAAUAUGCCUCUUGAAGCUCUGAAUAUCAAUGCUCCAGCUUCAGUCCCGUCCAAUUUUUCGUAUCUAAGCGGACCAUCAUCUUCUAAUAAACCGUCACAAUUUCGAAGUAGCGCUUCUCCUUUGGAUGUGCCGCAGUUUUCUCCUCCUGAAUGUGCCGCUACUGAGCUAGUUCCACCCUCAGCUCCAAUGUCUUCUGAGAGCCAGUAUAUCCCUUCUCCUUCUGAUCACAGUGGGAGUUUGGUGGCUGAGGCACGAAUAAGCACUGUAGGGCAACCUGCAGCCAGGGCCACGCUCCAGGAUAUUCAGGAGACUCGCUACGAAAGUCCGAAAAAUCACGAUGAGAGCUGGAUUAUGCGGGCCUUUUACUCCAGUUCUGAGGAGUUCAAUUCACCUGACGAUUGGGAGACGAGAAAAUCAGCGAGUAAUGAGGAAGAGGUCCGCUUGGAGACUAAUGGAUCAGAAGAGGGGGAGGGGGACGAUUCUCUUGUCGAUAAACUUUUCGAAAUGCUUGAACGAGCUGAGGAAUCGGGUGAAGAACCAGGCGAACGAAACGAUAAUGAAGAACAGGACAGGACCAUAACCGACGAACCACAGCAGCCUACACCUCAGGCAACCCCAAUAGUUUCUCCCAAGGCAAUUCCUACCCAAUACCAACAGGAAUCUUCUUCACAG
Molecule: messenger RNA, 933 nt
Organism: Cylicostephanus goldi
Lineage: Eukaryota; Metazoa; Nematoda; Chromadorea; Rhabditida; Strongylidae
Source: the annotation of a GenBank genome assembly